GUCUCAUUUACUGAUUGCCCGCCGCUCCUCUCUCAUCUCAAUUACAUCUCCCAUCCGUUCCUCCAUUCCAAUCACUUCUCCAGUCCUCGCCGCCGCCGCCGUUGUCUUCGUUUUCCUGGAUCCGCGCACAAUCCAGGCUGCGAAGAUUAUUACAAUCCAAAAAUCCACAUCAUUACUCAAAAAAGUAAGUCCCACUUUACUCAUUGUUUUAUGGCAUUUUUUUAAAUAAACGCUUAAAAUUGACUUCUAUUUUGUUAAAAUUAAUUCACCUCCUAAACUGGAUACAAUUCCGUAGUAAAUAUUUAGUACUAUCUCUCAAAAUGCUUCGUAGAUGUUAAUUGUUAAAAAAGGGUAUUCAUUAUUCAUAAAAUAGUUUUCAAACAUUAAUGUUUUGACUUUUGAGAAAAGUAAACGGGUAUGUAUAAAUAAAUUUAAUAAAGCAUGGUGGGAUAAGAAAAUGAAGAGAAAGAAAAUGAUGAGAAAAGAAAAUGGUAAGAAAAUGGGAGGAAAACAAUUGUUCUUUGGAUGACACGAAAAUGGUCAGAAUAGUGAAAGAAAAUAGUAUACUAUAAAUUAUCAUUGGUACCAUUUUCUUAUCUCCUCAAGUGAGAACUUUUUUCCCAAUUGAUUUCUCCCAUUUUCGUUCACAACCAUUCAACCAAACAUGAGAAAGUUUCUUAAAAUUUGUGUUCUCAUCAUUUCUUUUCUUUCUUAUCAUUUUCCCUACAUUCAAACAAUAGCUUUAAUGGUGUGUAAUGACUAUUAGUGGUGGUUCACUAUAAGUCUAAAUAGUAUAGAAGGGGUGUCUAUGAAGAUAGUUGAAUAUAAGGCAUCGCUAGCGUACAUGAAUUUACUGCAUAUAUUAUGGAAUUACAUGUUAUCCGAAAAAAAUAAUAUUGCUCACCACAUUUGAAAAUAUUCACUAACCUUGCCUACACCAAAUAUACAUGGGAUUUCGAAGUAAUUGGUUGAAUAAAUCUCUACAUUUUCAUUUUGGAUUUUGAGUUCCCAACACUUCCAUGGCUAGAUUUUCAUUCAUAGAUCAAUAUUAUGUUACACCCUAUUAAUAAAAUCCAUUUUUAUCUAAAUAAAAUGUAAAGUAGUUAAAGUUAGUAACUUAGAGACGUUAGUGUGGCACCAUUGGCCAAGCAAACAUCACAUUAGUAAUUACCCUUUUGGGGGGACAGCUUCAUAGGACACUUAGUGCAUAGAGUGUAGCACGAGAGUAACUUAAUUCAACAAACUAUUUUUUUAAGAAAUAGAAAGUUUAUAAGUAUAUAAUUUAUAAAGGAAAUGUUAAAGAGUUAAUAGUUAAAGAGUUGCCAAGAAAUGUUAUCAGUGCAAUUAUUGUAUCAGGAAAUAGUGCCAAUGAGAAAGUUAAAAUACCAAAAAUGAAUUUGUUUACCCUAAAGUUUUCCAAAAACUUUGGAUCUAAUUGAUACAUUUAUACAUUCUUUUCAAUUUUUAUAUCGCAUUAAAUUUAGUUAUCAUACUCUGUUUGUGUUGUAUCAUUCAUUAAAAUUCUAACAUUGUCUAUUAUAUUUAGCUUCAUUUUUUAAUUAUGUACUUAAAACAAACAUUUAAGAGUUAAAAAUAACAUGCGUUUGACCCCGUGCGUCGCACGGGUUAAAUACUACGGAGUAGUUAGAAAAAAUAAGGCCGUGGGAGAUAAGAAAUAUUGAGCAUCCUAAUCGGAUCAUAGACCAUACCAUAAUGUUGGGUUGCCCACUUGCCCGACUUUAUUCACUCUACGCCACUUCGAAUCUUUGACCUUCCCGGCUCCGUUUUCCGACUCUGGCUCCGACACACAAGCCAGGCAGCCCAACUGCCAGUGCGGCAGCGGCCUUUUUCAGGUGACGGUCUUCCCGGUCUCCGCCUCCUUUUCUUCUACUCCGGCAGUCCGCCUCUUCAUUCCUCAAAGUUCCCACUGCCCAGCGGCUAGAUUCGUCCUUCUUAAUCGAGGUUAAUUUUCAUCAUAAAACUUUAUGUGAACUUUUGAGGAAUGAAAGGUAAGUUCGGUUCAAGCAAAUUAGUACUUGUAACUAGGAAAUGUGUAUCAAAUUAGUCAUGUAUCUGAAAUUUUUCUACUAAAAUUUUUGUUAACACGUUAAUUGACAAAAAAAUUAAUACACAUGGUCAUUGCUCUUGCAUCAAUUAACGUGAUAACUCAGAAUUUUAGCAGAUAAAUUUGGUUUGAUUCACAUUUUCUAGAUAAAGGCACUAAUUUGACUCAAUUAAAUUUGCAGGGACCAAAUUGGCUCAUGGUUUCUCUCAUGGGGACCAAAAUGAGUAUUAACUAUUAACUAGGAAAUAUUUACUCGUAUCACCUUGGAGUUGGAGGAUUGGUGAGUAAGCCUUCAAGUAGCCAAGAAGAUUUUCUGUUCAAAAUCUGUACGAUUUUGCCAAUAAUAAAGGACCAAGUCAUGUGCUCUAUCUUUCAACUCUAAGAAACUUUUUUCAAUGUCCCCCUUUAUGCUCUGAAACAAAUGGCUUCAACACUGCACCAUAUAUAAGAAUAUAAUUGAUUUUCAAUUGAUCUCCAAAGAUUCAUGCUAUAUGUAAUCUUUAAUUUUAUGGGGCACUAUUUGGCGAGAGCCUAUAUGAGCUAGGUGCACCCGCCAAAUGUUCAUUUUGAAUCAACGUAGUGUUCAUUCUGAAGCAACAUAAUGUUCAUUUUCACACAUUUGUUCAUUACAAUUAUAAUAUUUAUUUACGAACAACGUAGUGUUCAUUCAAAGACUGUUUAGCAUAGUGUUCAUUAACGUAAUGUUCAUUUUCAAACGACAUAGUGUUCACUCUGAAAUAUUUUUAAAUACAUGGUUGCCAUGAUGUACGCUAUAGCAUAUAAUUUUCCCUAUUUUGCUUAAUGUUUGACAUGUUUCCCCUGGAUUCAAAUUUUCACUAAUGUUACCCCAUGACCUCAAGUUCCCGGCCAAUGUUCAUAUAUUUCAACAUGUUAUUGACUCAUUUGUGUUGUUUAUAUGGUUCAUCAGUUUUACUUUGUGCAGUGUAUCUCCUCUUUAUUACUCCCUCUGUUUGAAAAAAUAGUUGCGCCUUCAUUUUUGCACAUCUCACAAAAGACUUAUACUCCCGCCUAAAAUGUCUAAAGUACACCUCAUUUCUUCUUUAUUGCGGGUAGAAGUUAUUUUGGGGGUAUUUUACACCUUUUAGGUGGGGAAUAAGUGUUUUGUGGGAUGCGUAGAAAAUGUAGGUGGAAAUGUCUCUUUAGAAGUGCUUUAAAUGUUUGAAUUUGCAGGUUCGAGUAUGGUCGUGGCGAAGAGGUAUGUGUUGAGGUUGUUCAUAUCUUUGAAGUACAUAACUGCGAAUGUGGUAGACAGGAACAACGGUAGGGUGGUUGCAAUGGCAUCCAGCGUUGAACAAUCGCUGAAGAAGUCGUUUGAGUGUGGGAGGAGCUGCAACGCCAAGGCGGCUGCAGUUGUGGGAGAGGUGUUGGCGAGGCGGCUCAAGGUGGAGGGCAUUGAUCAAGGCGGCGGCGGUGGGGGAAGUGGAAUCCAUGUCAAUGUGAACAAGGAGCUUGAGAAGAAGGGUUUCAAGAACCACACCAAGAUCUGGGCUAUAGUCAAUGCCCUUAAGAACAAUGGAGUUAAACUUGUUUUGGAUGAUGCUGUUGAUCCCAAACCUUCUGGCCCCAGCCACUAAUCAUCUCUGUUCCCCCACCCCCCCCCCCCACCCAACAAAACAUACAAAAUAUGUUUCUUAUAUGUGAUGAUGCUUCCUAGAUUGAUGUACAGUAUGGUGGCCAGUUUAGGUGCUAUGAUUUUAUUUGUUUACAAAAAAAAAUUGUGUAAAAGUGUUCAACCGUGAGAAGCAAGUACUCCCCAUAAGUCAUUUGUUUUGCGGGAACAAGAUAAAAAAAAUUGAGCUUUGCACAAUAACUAAUUUAUUAUAAAAUGUGAAGAAAGAUUCUCUGGUGGCCUUUAAGCUUUGCAAUCCAGAAAAGGACUUACCCAAGAAACGGGUACUGUAAAA
This is a messenger RNA of Cuscuta campestris, 3990 nucleotides long. Lineage: Eukaryota; Viridiplantae; Streptophyta; Magnoliopsida; Solanales; Convolvulaceae. The record is from the annotation of a GenBank genome assembly.